GCAUCCACUGGGCACUCAUUUCAAGGAAGUAUCUCAUUGACUCUUCACAGCACCCCAUAAGACCUUGGGAUGACUACCCUCCCCCCACACACUUUUUAAAGAUUUUUAUUUACUUAUUCACGAGAGACACAGAGACAGGCAGACACAGGCAGAGGGAGAAGCAGGCUCUCCAUGGGGAGCCCGAUGUGGGACUCAAUCCCAGGGCUCCAGGAUCACGACCUGAGCCAAAGGCACACGCUCAACUACUGAGCCCCCCAGGUGUCCCCGAUUACCCCAUUUUACAGACAGGAAGGACUUACAUCCCAGGAAAUGGCUUGUCUGUCCCAGAUCUGCACUCUGGGCUCCUCCCCUCCUCCUGGAGGGGCAUCAGGCCACGACAUCAACGGCGCCCUGGAGCCCUCCAACAUAGACACCAGCAUCCUGGAGGAGUACAUCAGCAAGGAGGAUGCCUCUGACCUCUGCUUCCCUGACAUCUCUGCUCCAGCCAGUGCAGCCUCCUACCCCCAUGGGCCUCCAGCCAUCCCAGGCUCCAGCGGGGGCCACCACCUGAGCCCCCCUGGGGGUGGACCCUCCCCAGGGCGCCAUGGCUCCCUCCCAGCCCCAAGCUACAGCACCCCGCUCAACUGCAACAAUAAUGCUAUGAGUGGCGCUCCUAAGCCCUUCCUGGGGGCCUCUGGGCCCCCCAUCAAGGCAGAGCCCAAGGCUCCCUAUGCCCCAGGCACACUGCCGGAUUCUCCCCCAGACUCAGGCUCCGAGGCCUACUCCCCCCAGCAGGUGAAUGACCCCCAUCUUCUGCGCACCAUAACCCCCGAGACCCUGUGCCACGUGGGAGUGCCCUCCCGCCUAGAGCACCCACCUCCACCUCCGGCCCACCUGCCGGGCCCCCCACCACCCCCGCCUCACUACCCCGUCCUGCAGCGGGACCUGUACAUGAAGGCCGAGCCCCCGAUGCCCCCCUAUGCUGCCAUGGGGCAGGGGCUCGUGCCCAGCGAUCUCCACCAUACGCAGCAGUCCCAGAUGCUACACCAGCUGCUACAGCAGCACGGAGCUGAGCUCCCCACACACCCCUCCAAGAAGAGGAAGCACUCCGAAUCACCUCCCAACACCCUCAAUACCCAGAUGCUGAAUGGAAUGAUCAAACAGGAGCCCGGGACCACCACGAGCCUGCCCCCACACCCAGCUCGCGCCCCAUCACCUCCCUGGCCUCCCCAGGGCCCACUGUCACCUGGCCCCAGCUCCUUGCCCCUCAGCAUCGCCCGGGUCCAGACGCCACCUUGGCACCCGCCAGGUGCCCCCUCACCAGGUCUCCUGCAGGACAAUGACAGCCUCAGCGGCUCCUACCUGGACCCCAACUAUCAGUCCAUCAAGUGGCAACCGCAUCAGCAGAACAAGUGGGCCACGCUGUACGAUGCAAACUACAAAGAGCUGCCAAUGCUCACUUACCGUGUGGACGCUGACAAGGGCUUCAACUUCUCGGUGGGCGACGACGCCUUCGUGUGCCAGAAGAAAAACCACUUCCAGGUGACAGUGUACAUCGGGAUGCUGGGUGAGCCCAAGUAUGUCAAGACACCUGAAGGCCUCAAGCCUCUUGACUGCUUCUACCUGAAACUGCAUGGAGUGAAGCUGGAGGCCCUGAACCAGUCCAUCAACAUUGAACAGUCGCAGUCUGACCGGAGCAAGCGGCCCUUUAAUCCUGUCACGGUCAAUCUGCCCCCUGAGCAGGUCACGAAGGUGACCGUGGGGCGCUUGCACUUCAGCGAGACCACUGCCAACAACAUGCGCAAGAAGGGCAAACCCAACCCUGACCAGAGGUACUUCAUGCUGGUGGUGGCCCUCCAGGCCCACGCACAGAACCAGAACUACACGCUGGCUGCCCAGAUCUCAGAGCGCAUCAUCGUGAGGGCCUCCAACCCAGGCCAGUUUGAGAGUGACAGCGACGUGCUGUGGCAGCGGGCGCAGGUGCCUGACACCGUCUUCCACCAUGGCCGCGUGGGCAUCAACACGGACCGGCCUGAUGAGGCGCUGGUGGUGCACGGCAACGUCAAGGUCAUGGGCUCGCUCAUGCACCCCUCGGAUCUGCGGGCCAAGGAGCACGUGCAGGAGGUGGACACCACGGAGCAGCUGAAGAGGAUCUCGCGCAUGCGGCUGGUGCACUACAGAUACAAGCCGGAGUUUGCAGCCACCGCAGGCAUCGAGGCCACGGCGCCAGAGACAGGUGUCAUCGCGCAGGAAGUGAAGGAGAUCCUGCCUGAAGCCGUGAAGGACACUGGAGACAUGGUCUUUGCCAAUGGACAAACCGUAGAGAAUUUCUUGGUGGUGAACAAGGAGCGCAUCUUUAUGGAGAAUGUGGGUGCUGUGAAGGAGCUGUGCAAGCUGACGGACAACCUGGAGACACGCAUCGAUGAGCUGGAGCGCUGGAGCCACAGGCUGGCCAAACUGCGGCGGCUGGACAGCCUCAAGUCCACCGGCAGCUCGGGCGCCUUCAGCCAUGCAGGGAGCCAGUUCAGCCGGGCGGGCAGUGUGCCCCACAAGAAGAGGCCCCCCAAGGUGGCCAGCAAGUCAUCCUCUGUGGUCCCAGACCAGGCCUGCAUCAACCAGCGCUUCCUACAGGGAACCAUUAUUGCCCUGGUAGUGGUCAUGGCCUUCAGCGUGGUGUCCAUGUCCACACUGUAUGUGCUGAGCCUGCGCACCGAGGAGGACCUGGUAGAAACUGAUGGCUCUUUUGCCGUGUCCACUUCCUGCCUUCUGGCCCUGCUCCGGCCCCAGCUCGCUGGGGGGAGUGAGGCCCUGUGUCCAUGCAGGUUAAGCCAGAGCUUUGGGACCACUCAGCUCCGACAGUCCCCUGUGACCACCGGGCUGCCAGGCACACAGCCCUCUUUGCUGCUGGUUACCACUGGCCUGACCCGCUCAGCCCCAGGUCCGGUCGUCCCCACCUUGGACCUGUGCUCCAGCCACCCCUGCCCGGUUGUCUGCUGCUCGUUGUCUACCCCCAGCCUGACCACUGCCCCUAGUCUUGGCCCCAGCUUUAACCCUGGCCGUGGCCUCAACCCCAGUCCCAGUCCCUCCGGCAACCGCUCAGGCCCCAGCCAGAUGGCCCUGCUGCCAGUCACAAACAUCAAAGCCAAAUCCUGGAGCCUAUCAGCCAAUGGCAUUGGCCACUCCAAGCAUCCAAAGAGCUCAGAGCCUCUGGCCAGCCCUGCAGUCCCCUUCUCUGGAGGGCAGGGCAAAGCCAAGAACAGCCCCAGCCUUAGUCUCCAUGGUCGGACCCGCCGAGGGGCCUCCCAGCCUGGCCUGAGCCCUGCUCAGCCAACUCAGGCCCGGGGCCAGCCAGACCCAGUGCCCUCCCUGACCUCCAUCCAGGUGCUGGAGACUUUGAUGCCCAUCACUUCCCAGUACUGCGCUCCAGGAGAUGCCUGCAGGCCUGGAAACUUCACCUACCACAUCCCUGUCAGCAGCAGCACCCCACUGCACCUCAGCCUGACUCUGCAGAUGAACUCUUCGUUUCCCGUGUCUGUGGUGCUGUGCAGCCUGACGUCAAAGGAAGAGCCGUGUGAGGAGGGGGGCUUCCCCCAGAGCCUGCACACCUACCAAGACACCCAGGGCACUUCCCAUCAGUGGCCAAUAACUAUCCUGUCUUUCCGAGAAUUCACCUACCACUUCCGGGUGGCACUGCUGAGCCACCUCCCGCUGCCCUCCCCCACCAGGAUCAGGCCAACUGCAGUGCAGAGGCCCCUAUCCGGCCAGCCACAGACUACUACUUCCAUUUCUACCGGCUGUGUGACUGAGCUGCCUUCUCCAAGGUGGCAGCCUUCUGGGGCCUGGAGCCCUGGGCGCCCCUUCCACACUGGAUGCAGUGGUGUUAUACUGGAGCCUGCCACCCGCCAGCUCUCUGCUGUUCACUGGCGCUCCCUGGGAGACUGAACUGGGCUUGGCCCUCCCCCACGACUGGUCAAACUGGAAGUCCUCACACUGGAGUUGCUGUUCCUGCUGGCUGCCCCUCACAUACCACAGAGGAAGCCAGAGAGACCUGGGGCCAGGACAGGACUGAUAUGUAUCAAUCUGCAUAUUGUGGUUGGAAGGCUGGCUUCAGGUCCGUGGCUGGAGCCUGUGACCAUCCAGAGCCUAUCCUCCCACUCUCCCCUUUUCAGACUGCGAGCCAUCCCUCUUUUGAAAUGGGGACCUGUUGCCUUUGGUAACAGCUGGGGACUUGGCUGGAUCCCUACAAGACUUGGCUGCAUCCAUGAGUCACUGGAAAGUAUGCAGCCCUCACCUUCGAGGCUGCUCCGUGGGGGGUGGCGAGGUGGUCGACUUCUUAGGGUUUGACUGUUACGCUGGACUUGGAACUUUUAAGCUUUAAGUGUGACCCAGGAAGUUUCUUCUCCCUGGGAGGGCUGGAAAGACUGAUCAUGUGCCUUAUGUACUUAGUGCCUGGCUGAACUGGUGGGGGCGCUAGCGCACCAGGUAAGCCUUGAACCUGGAGUGUCCUGGAAGGGAAGUUCCUGGUGAGCCCCCAGAUGGGUGUUGUGGCCCCCUGGCCCAGGCUCCUGGGAGCUGCCAGAGCUUGCAGGUGGUAUCAGUAACCUAUCAUUUUCUCUGAGCAGAGGAGCGGGAAUCCCUGCAAGGCAGCAGGCUGGCCUUGGCUGGUGCGUGGAAAAAAUAGCUUUUGCUGUAAUUAAUGGAGUAGUUACUGAAAUGCACUUAAGCCAGAGCACGAGUGGAAAGAUGGAGAUGGAAAGCCCAGAGAAGUGCAGAGCCCUGGGGAGACACAAGGACAGGGCCCUGGCUCUGAUCCAUCCCAGGGAGGCUGGAGACAUCCCUCCCCCUCCUGGCCACUAAGACUCUGGCUUCUCCCUCCUCUUGUCUGCUGGUAACCGUGUCUCCCCCAGUCAAGGGCUCCUGUGCUUGGCUCCACAAGCCACGCUUGGCAGCAGGCUCGGUCCCCCCUCUCCCGUCCCAGAGGUGGAGCAGUGGGCUUGUGUCACUGAAGUCUUAACUCGAGUGCCAAUGUUAGCCUGGAGCGUUCUAAGGCCGCAUCCAGGCUCACGGAAGGAGUACAGAAAUCUUUUAGCCGCGUCUACAUGGGUUCAGAAAGGGGAACAGGAAUUGCCAUCCCUGCCCCGUGGUAUUCUGCCUUUGGGAACCAGGCCUUCCCCUUCCCCAACAUCUCGUUUUCAGCUUUGAAUGGGAGGCCUUUCUGUGGGGAACUGAGAUUUGAAGAAACCUGUGAGGUGUGCGCCCCCUUCUGCCAUGGGUCUCAAAGCACUUAUCCUCAGAGGAACUGGGGGUUAGGGCUACCCUGCCUCCCAGUUCUCUUCCCAGUGUGGCUCCACUCCCUCAUCCUGACAUAGGAAUUAUGUGGCUCCCGACACCGUGCAGGGGGCCAGGCCUUACUUAUGACCACUCUGUUCUCUCUCCCCCCUCACAGGGGUGGGGGAACCCUUCCAAAACGCCUUAAAACUGCUGAGCCCCACCUUUCGUAAUAGGAUUCUGGGGCUUCCUCAGUGAGGGUGCCUGUCCUUGGACUGUGGCCCCUCCGUCCUUAACUGGAAAGUGACCCUCCACUGCCCCCUGGAGCCCUUCUGGAAACAGCAUAGCCCCAAUCUGGUGAGCAGCUGGCUGUUUCUAUGCCUGAGGAGGGAUCCUCAGUGCAAGGAUUGGGGCCAGGCUGGGCUCCAAGCUGCUUGAACAGGGGGUCAACUUUGGACCAAAGUAAAAGGGCUACAGGGAAGAAGAGCAGGGUCACCUGCUGGGGGCUGACAGCUGCCCCGCUGGCACUGGUAAGUGGGUGUCUUGGCUCCAUUCCCUAUGUGGGGUCUAGCAGCCAUUCCUUCCUCCCUCUCUCCCCUCUGGCAUUUACUCCUGUAGCCACUGGGCUCAUCUCCCCAAAGCUUCAAGCUGUACAUAGGGCCUUUCAGGCACAAGUCCCUCUGCCUGUAUUAUACCCUCCCCCGAUAAAAGCCUGCAUGUGCAUAGAGCACCCCUCCCUCCCAGUUAACUCCCAGAUCCUGUCUCUGAGUGCUGACUCCUAUUUAUCGUGUACCAGCUCUGACUCUGGAGUGGGCAGAGGGAAGCAGCCCUGGGCCUGCUUUUUCCUGUCCCUGUUCUUUUCUUCUGAAGUAAAUAUACGUAUAUAAAUAAAUGUAAAAAUAUGGCUUUGUAUCUGA
Messenger RNA from Nyctereutes procyonoides (raccoon dog), 6164 nucleotides. It is a transcript of the gene MYRF, whose product is annotated as myelin regulatory factor. Gene Ontology annotation, biological process: positive regulation of DNA-templated transcription; central nervous system myelin maintenance; protein autoprocessing. Lineage: Eukaryota; Metazoa; Chordata; Mammalia; Carnivora; Canidae. Gene Ontology annotation, molecular function: sequence-specific DNA binding; DNA-binding transcription factor activity. Bases 310 to 3921 code for a protein of 1203 amino acids. The transcript has 27 exons. The record is from RefSeq and is a predicted model, not a curated record. Gene Ontology annotation, cellular component: endoplasmic reticulum membrane; nucleus.